AUGAAGGAUCAACUGUGCACUGUGAAAGCACCACGUUUCUCUGGGUUCCAGGUGGAGCCGGAUGGACUGUCUCUGAGCAGCUCCCACCACACAGAGGCUUUUCCACCUGGGACAUCCCUGCCUCUUGGAGAAGAAACCUCCAGCCAGGAGCUCACCCACAAAGCACCAUCCAGCCCAUGGCACAAAGCAAUUGCACCCAAGGUGACCGAGUUCAGCCUGGCAGGCUUCACACAGGACCCGGUGACUCAGCUCAACUUGUUCCUGCUCUUCCUGCUCACCUACCUUGUCACCAUCGUGGGCAACCUGGGCAUCAUCAUCUUAAUCAGGGCCAGCCCCCACCUCCACUCCCCCAUGUAUUAUUUCCUGGGCAACCUGGCCUUUGUAGACCUCUGUUUCUCCAGCAUCAUCAGCCCCAAGAUGUUGGUUGACUUGAUGUCAGAGAAGAAGAGCAUUGCUUAUGCUGGCUGUGUGGCUUAGGUCUUCAUCUAUGAUAUCUUUGGGAUGACUGAGUACUUCCUGCUGGCUUCGAUGGCCUAUGACCGUUACGUGGCCAUUUGCCAUCCCCUGCUGUACCCCCUUGUCAUGUCCCCAAAGUGCUGUUUCCAGAUGGUGACUGGCUCGUACCUCGUGGGGCUGACCAAUGGCGUGGGACAGACCAUCAGCAUUUCCAAGGAAUCUCUCUCCACUGCUCCUCACCUUUGCUUACCAUUGCCCCGUUGGCAGCAAUAG
Messenger RNA from Pezoporus occidentalis (night parrot), 729 nucleotides. Its product is annotated as olfactory receptor 8B3-like. NCBI's taxonomy places the organism in Eukaryota, Metazoa, Chordata, Aves, Psittaciformes, Psittacidae. Gene Ontology annotation, molecular function: odorant binding; olfactory receptor activity; G protein-coupled receptor activity. The record is from RefSeq and is a predicted model, not a curated record. Gene Ontology annotation, cellular component: membrane. Gene Ontology annotation, biological process: G protein-coupled receptor signaling pathway. The transcript is spliced from 2 exons.